UCACACGCAUAGCUGAAAAUUAUCCCCGGAGCUGCGCUGGUGGUAAUGUCACGUGAUCAAGUGACUUCAUCAUUUAUUUUUUCAUUGCUAUUGGUGUCAUUCCACCUGAAGGGUGUGCUCUGCUUCGCAACGCGAAGUUCACGGAAUGCACGUAGGGAAAUUCACUGUGGCGUCGCGAUUGACGAAAUGUUCUCAUUGCCUUUGUAAAGCAUUCUCCGGGAGCAUUAUCCAUUACUGACUACCGUACGGAUCCAGUCUCUGAACUCUUACACGAUUGACAUCGUGUCUGUCACUGUCAUUAACAACUGUACGAGCAUAGGGCGUUAAGUUUCUACCUUCUGAUCAAGUCAACCUUACAUCCGACGGGUUAUAUCUACCGUGCAAAGAUGAGGGAGUUUACAUUGUCCCUGGCGUUCUCUGUUCUGGUUGUUAUGGUGUCUGGCCAGCUUCAACCAGAUUAUAUGGCGCCAUUUACAAAUCCGGGUGAAAUCGUUUAUGAGUCUCCGCUAACCAUCAAGUUUGCGAUGAACGCGGUCGGAGGGAUCUGGCAGCAGUCCCGGGCAAUUGAUUCGCUGGCCUAUGCGUGUACGAGCGUCUUACCGGUUGUUGGAUCGGCGAUACCAGCGGUUGACGAGACAAGUCUGGUCUGGGGGUUCAUCUGUGACGAAGUCGUCGAAGCUUCCAGCGAUCUGGAAAACUACGACGCAAGGGGGUUCUGUGUCAACUUGAUCGAGGAGAUAUUUGAUCUGGUUGCGAAUACGGAUGGGAUGACCGGUUUCAGGCGCAGACGCAGACAAGCAUUUCCUUCAGACAUGUCAGAGGACGUUAACGAUCCCAUCAUAGAAACCCUGAUCAAUAGUACUAGAGACCUGUACGGAAUCGACAUCAACAUGAUCAUUGGUAAUAUAUCUGAUAUUGAUAUGAUUUGCACCAACAUCAAAGAUAACUUCCUGAGGCCAUCUCUGAAAGAAAUCAUUACUACAGCCGGAGGCGAAUUGGGAAAGGCUUUUCUGCCACUGGCAGCACCGAUCUGCGAAGACUACGAUGGCUUCCUUCUACAAACCUUCCAGGUACAAUCUCCAUCACUAGGCUACAACGUCAGCCAAAUCAUUGCCGAUCUCGGGUCUCUGGGCGCUGGGUAUGACAGCAUGAACGACCUCUGUGAAGAUAUGGACCUAGCACUGUCAGUGCAAGGUGACAAUGGGGAUGCGAGGCGAAUGUUCGCUAGUGACGCUAUUACAGAUGCCUUCGGUGUCUUUGAGAAUGCCGAUAGGUGUACUACAAUUGCUACUGGUGUAAUCAACGACGUCGUAGUACCUCUGGAGCGUGUGAAUGACCCUAGCUACGAGAUCAGUAACGACGACAUAUAUAAGUAUACUGGCUUCAGUGGUGGUGUUCCUAGCGUAUGCACCCCCUUGGCAAACGCUUUUACGAAUAUUGUAGACCUGGUGGAUGCUGAACCGGUCCAUCUGAUCCCCGAAACUACGUUGACCGUUCCCUUCUUUUUGAAUGCUGCCGGAGGCAUCUGGAAACAGAGCAGACUCAUCGACUCAAUGGCUUUCAUCUGCAGCGACGUCAUGCCGGAGCUAGAAUCGAUGGUGCCUGCGCUUAAAUCUUACUUUGACCAGGCCGACUGGGAUUACAACCAAGUUUGUGAUCGGGUUCAGGAGGCAGCCAAUAACCUGGCGGGAUUCGAUGCUGAAGGUUUCUGCAAUGACAUCACCCAAAUGAUCGUUAGCUUGUUCAGUGAUGCGAGGAAACGGCGACAGGCAGUGGACCCUCCCACGCAGGACCCUCUGGAACUCAUCAAUGACAUCACCAAGAGGCUGUACAACAUCGACAUCACCGAUAUGACUACCAUCUGCCCAAACAUAGGCCAGUUCCUGGACCGGUCCAUUAACGAUAUCUAUACGGAGAUUGAGACAGAGUUGAUGGUCGCCUAUCUGCCGGAGGUAUCUCCAUUUCUGUGUGAAAAUUGGAAUAAGAUGCUAGAAUCCUACUUCCCGGGUGUCGAAAAUGCUGAUGAAUACAUCGAGUUGAUCAACAAUGGUGUUCGUAUCGUAGUCCAACUUUUGGGGUACGACAGCAGGCAAGAUCUUUGUGACAGAAUUGGCGAGGUGCAGGGGCAGUCAGAGCAAGCAAGAAGGAACUUUGCUCAAGGAAUCAUCGAAAGUUCUUCGAGCAUUUACGUCGACACAGCCCGGUGCUCCAUGUUCGCAAACGACGUCAUUGAUGACGUCAUUCAGCCGCUCUUUGACAUCUUAGGGCUACCGAUUAAAAUCAGCGAUUAUACCAUUUACCGUUACACUGGAUAUAUGGGUGUAGAAGGGGUCUGUAGAGCCAUCGAAACAGCUUUCACGGUGCUUUCUGUGAGUGAAGUAACGAUGACGCUCAAAGCGGAGAGUAUGAAUGGAAUACCACUCGAGUAUACCGACGAUCUAGCUGAUAAAAAUUCCAAUCGCUUCCAGGAAUUAGAAGAACUUUUCUGCGGAGUGACGACGAACUUUUUCACCCAGGAGCUCGGGGACGAUCUGCGAGACAUCACCUGCAGAGCUACCGCAUUUCGACCGGGUAGCAUCAUCGCCGAGUUGCAAUUUGAACUACAUGCUAUUUCGGAAGAGGCUGCGAAUACACUUGCCGACGACGCGGUCGAGCUUGCAUCCAGUGAUAGUCUGACCAUCUCUGGGGAUGGGAAUUCACUGACUCUUUCCGAGGUCCAAGUUACAACUGAUGAAAGGCCAGGUGGACGUGGAGGUUUGAGUACUGGAGCCAUCAUUGGCAUCGUCGUUGGCGUUUUGGUUGCCCUUAUCAUCGUCGUCGCCAUCAUCGCCUUCGCCAUAAAGCAAACACACCGGCCAGCACAUAACAAUGCCCCUGGUGGACGAGGUAUCGGAAUGCAGAAUCCUGGAUACACUACUGACGAGAAACCAAGAUACGCUUAAUCUGCAUAGCUUCAGGUGUAUUUCCAGCCUUGCAGUUUGGUAACCAUGAUGACGUGAUUGGAUAGAAGUCGGAGAAAAAUGGAUUUAUAAAGGUCUUUCAUCAUUACUAUCGGGAAAAUUUUUAAUUAUUUCAUGUUAAUAAUCUGUAAAUCAUGUUCUGUAUUGGUUUUGCAAUGGAGUCUUAAUCUAAAGAAUAAUGUAGCAUUUUACAAUUAUGUAACAUGAUAAAAGAUAUCAGAUUUUUCAAAUCAGUUUUCAUCCUUAUUUUGUACUAUGUUACUUUUAAUAUAGUCUUAAAGAUUUGAUAGUGAAUAUUUUACACAGAUUACAGUACUUUGUCGAUUACUACUGGUUACUAUCAUAUUUAACUCUUACUAGACGAGGCUUGAAUAUAACAACUUUAUUCAUAGCGUAAACAUUGUAUUUUUUACUUUUAUUAUACUUCUUCAUUUUUACUAUGUUAUUUUGAGAUUUAAUAGGCCUUAUUUACACAGAUAACAGUACUUUAAUAAUUAAUGAUAUUUAGGAUCAUACGCAGCUCCUAUCUAUAGGCUUUAAAGUAUCAAGUUUAUUGGUAAUUAUUUUAUUUCAUGCGUUGUUAUCAUCGUCAUGAUCGUAAUGCACUAUGUUAUUUUAUCGUUUUGACAAAUAUUAUAGAACUUUGUAGAGUUGUACUGUUAAGUAUUAUAUGAAGCCGUUUUAAUACCAAUAUAGGCUGAAUUAUGUACUAGCAUGAUGAUCGAUAUCUUAAAGAAUAUGUUUUCUUUUACUUUUUUUUUAUACGUUUUCAUCUGUACUAUGUACUGUUAUUUCAUCUCCAUGGAGAUUUCGUAGGACUAAUUUUGCACAGAUUGCAGUACUUUAUCGAUACCAAUUGAUAUCAUAUUCUGGUCAUAAUGACAUAACUAUAUAGAAAAUCCUUCUUUACCUUUAUUUUCAAGAUUGACAAAACUAUGAUGUUCAUACUUGGCUGUAUAUAUAGUUAUGGUCUAGAUAUUGUUUUAGCAACACCCUUUUCGGCUUUCACUUUUUUGUUCAAUGUGAUAAAACCCUUUUAAUAAUUUGAUCUUGGAAAAUGUGCCUUUCUAAAUGUAUAGCCUACACUUGUCAAACUGCAGGGCGCCAAUGUAAAGCAGUUUAUGAAACUGAAAAGGAUAACCCUGCAGUAUAAUACAUAAAGAAAAUAAAGAGAGAAUCAUUUUCAUGAUAAAACAGGAAUGGUUUUAAAUUCAUGAUAACGAGUAACCAAGAGUGUCUAAUGAAUAUUGGUACGACUGCAUGUAUAUCAGACU
Lytechinus variegatus (green sea urchin) is the source of this 4234-nucleotide messenger RNA. RefSeq lists its product as uncharacterized. NCBI's taxonomy places the organism in Eukaryota, Metazoa, Echinodermata, Echinoidea, Temnopleuroida, Toxopneustidae. The transcript is spliced from 10 exons. Bases 387 to 2942 code for a protein of 851 amino acids. The record is from RefSeq and is a predicted model, not a curated record.